This is a messenger RNA of Mus pahari (shrew mouse), 2788 nucleotides long. It is a transcript of the gene Drd4, whose product is annotated as dopamine receptor D4. The transcript has 4 exons. NCBI's taxonomy places the organism in Eukaryota, Metazoa, Chordata, Mammalia, Rodentia, Muridae. The coding region runs from base 27 to 1187 and encodes 386 amino acids. Gene Ontology annotation, molecular function: G protein-coupled receptor activity; dopamine neurotransmitter receptor activity, coupled via Gi/Go. Gene Ontology annotation, cellular component: plasma membrane. Gene Ontology annotation, biological process: adenylate cyclase-inhibiting dopamine receptor signaling pathway; adenylate cyclase-activating adrenergic receptor signaling pathway. The record is from RefSeq and is a predicted model, not a curated record.
GGCGGAGCGGGUUCAGCUGUGGCACCAUGGGGAACGGCAGCGCUACUGAGGACGGUGGGCUGUUGGCCGGGCGUGGGCCAGAGUCCCUGGGGACUGGCGCCGGGCUUGGGGUCCCGGGGGCGGCGGCGCUGGUGGGGGGCGUGCUGCUCAUCGGCUUGGUAUUGGCAGGGAACUCGCUCGUGUGUGUGAGCGUGGCCUCCGAGCGCACCCUGCAGACACCCACCAACUACUUCAUCGUGAGCCUGGCGGCUGCCGACCUCCUCCUCGCGGUUCUGGUGCUGCCUCUCUUUGUCUACUCCGAGGUCCAGGGUGGCGUGUGGCUGCUGAGCCCCCGCCUCUGUGACACGCUCAUGGCCAUGGACGUCAUGCUGUGCACCGCCUCCAUCUUCAACCUGUGCGCCAUCAGCGUGGACAGAUUCGUGGCCGUGACCGUGCCGCUGCGCUACAACCAGCAGGGUCAGUGCCAGCUGCUGCUCAUCGCCGCCACCUGGCUGCUGUCUGCCGCGGUGGCUGCGCCUGUGGUGUGCGGCCUCAAUGAUGUGCCGGGCCGCGAUCCAGCCGUGUGCUGCCUGGAGAACCGCGACUACGUGGUCUACUCGUCCGUCUGCUCCUUCUUCCUGCCCUGUCCGCUCAUGCUACUGCUUUACUGGGCCACUUUCCGCGGCCUGCGGCGCUGGGAGGCAGCCCGGCACACCAAACUUCACAGCCGCGCGCCGCGCCGACCUAGCGGCCCCGGCCCGCCGGUGUCCGACCCUACUCAGGGUCCCUUCUUCCCAGACUGUCCACCUCCCUUACCCAGCCUCCGAACGAGUCCCAGCGACUCCAGCAGGCCGGAGUCAGACCUCUCUCAGAGACCCUGCAGCUCCGGAUGUCUGCUCGCUGAUGCAGCGCUCCCGCAACCUCCUGCGCCGUCUUCCCGCAGGAGAGGCGCCAAGAUCACGGGAAGGGAGCGCAAGGCAAUGCGAGUCCUGCCGGUGGUAGUCGGGGUCUUCCUGGUGUGCUGGACGCCUUUCUUCGUGGUGCACAUCACGCGGGCGCUGUGUCCGGCUUGUUUCGUGUCUCCACGCCUGGUCAGUGCUGUCACCUGGCUAGGCUAUGUCAACAGUGCCCUCAACCCCAUCAUCUACACUGUCUUCAACGCCGAGUUUCGAAGUGUCUUCCGCAAGACUCUCCGUCUCCGCUGCUGAAAGGAUGUCCUGAGGUCAAGGAGUUCCGAGCCUGUUUGCAGAGUGCGCUGGCGUGCAUUCUUUCAGUCUGAUUAAACGAAAUCUUUUCUAACCACUUAUGAAGGCUGGGGGUUGGGAAAAAGCAAGGAAAAGAGGAAGGUCUUUUGUCUGAAUGAUGGCCACCCCCCCACCCAUGUUAAAUUCUGUCUUUGAGGAUGCUGGGUUCAGCUCCAGGAGGCAGGCUGCUUCUGAAGUCUCUGCCCCAGAAGAGCGAGGGAGCUUCUACAUCUGCCUUAGUUUCCCCUCACCAUGAAAAGUGACUAAGUGUCCUAGAAGAGGAGCUAGAGGAAUUUCCUGAGGCUGCUGGGUCCUCGGGAUCUUAUCCAGGCUAACUCUUGCUCCUUGGAGAGCUAGGGAGGGAGGGCUCUGCUGUCAUUGAAGGGGUGGGGGUGGGGGUAUCCUGUUUUGGAAGCUUUCUGAGUACAGCACACAUAGCUUCCUACCAGCCUUUCUCCAAAAGGUGCCUGAAACUCCACUCUGACCAAGUUCCACAUGGUGCCCUCUGGAAGGGAGCCCUCCACUCAGGCCUACCCAGUCCAUCUUUACCCCAUGUAUGUCCAGCAUCUGGGUAUCUAUGUGACCAGGUGGCAGGGUUCAAGGCUGGACUGAGGGGCCCAAGCAGCCAAUGUGUUGGGGCUCCUUGGCCAACGCCCAGUCCUACAAGAAGAGGUGACUCCUGGUAGGGACCACCUACCCUAACACUUUUCCCUCGCCUAUCCUGUCAUGGGAGAGAUGUGAGUCAGGGCUGCUGCGGGCAGGAGUGCAGAGGGGCUGUGGGAGGGUGGUCCUAGGCUAGGGUCCUACAUCAAAGGCAGCUGGCACAAUGUGCCACACUCUGUUCUCAAUAUUGAGGAAUAAUGAGCUGUGAGUUCUAUAGCAGUAAGCACCCCACCACCACCACAUAUACAUUUUAUACCCGUUCUGGUUGAACAGGUGCAGUUCCCCAGCACAGAGGGUGCUAUGGCCUCACUGGGCUAGAUCCUCAUGCCCUGCUGUGUCGUCUAUUGACUUCCCAGGACCAGCAUGCUCCUAAGGGGCCAAUGGGGUCUUGGGUUCAUGUCUGUCCACAUAGAGUCUAAUAUUAGUGGAACUAGGUUACUGUAAGUUUUGCCCUGGAGACCCUAGGAUACCAAAUAUGCCUGGCCUUUGCUGAUUUCCACUGAACUGAAAGGCUCUACCGAUGGAAAGGUAAGGUUGAAACUCAUGUGUGCGGGACGGAAGUCUCUGGAAGCUUGACACAGCUUGGGGAACUGAGCACCAAGGGCCCAUACCCCUAGACCCUCUGAGUUUCUUCCUUAGAGGAAAGGAAAACAAUAAAUUGAAUCAACUCCAGGUGGCACGUGUCGCUCAUCCAUUGCUCUUGGGUGGUCACUACCCCCAAACCCUUUUGGUGUUCUGGGGCCCUCCCUCGGUGCCUCUCCUUGGGGGUAGAUACCAUGGAUGCCCCUGCAGGCUGUCCCAUGGGGGCGGGCAUUUCCUUGAUGACUUUGCCAUGCAUUUUGGUCUUGUUUCCCUGCCACUGUUAGUAUAUAAACUGAGCUGUGUGAUCUCAGCUAACUGCA